Molecule: messenger RNA, 3888 nt
Organism: Castor canadensis (American beaver)
Lineage: Eukaryota; Metazoa; Chordata; Mammalia; Rodentia; Castoridae
Gene: Naa25
Product: N-alpha-acetyltransferase 25, NatB auxiliary subunit
Biological process (GO): N-terminal peptidyl-methionine acetylation
Cellular component (GO): NatB complex; cytoplasm
Molecular function (GO): protein binding
Source: RefSeq, a predicted model, not a curated record
CUCUUUAGAAGGAGAAGUACAUUAUUCUGCAGAAGAAGCUGUGAAGUUCAUAGAGGAUCGAAUAACAGAAGAAUCUAAAAGUUCUCGCCAUCUCCGAGGACCACAUCUAGCUAAAUUGGAGCUGAUUAGGCGUUUACGAAGUCAAGGUUGUAAUGAUGAGUAUAAGCUGGGUGACCCAGAAGAAUUAAUGUUCCAGUAUUUUAAAAAGUUUGGGGAUAAACCUUGUUGUUUUACAGACCUUAAGGUAUUUGUUGACCUUUUGCCUGCAACACAGUGUACAAAAUUUAUUAAUCUGUUACUUGGAGUUGUUCCUUUGUCGACACCAACAGAGGAUAAGCUUGCACUGCCCGCUGACAUUCGAGCUCUGCAGCAACAUUUGUGUGUUGUGCAGCUGACAAGGCUACUGGGCUUAUACCACACCAUGGAUAAAAGUCAGAAGCUGAGUGUGGUUAGAGAGCUGAUGCUAAGGUACCAGCACGGCCUGGAAUUUGGGAAAUCCUGUUUGAAAACAGAAUUGCAGUUUUCCGACUAUUACUGUCUCCUUGCUGUUCAUGUGCUUAUUGAUAUAUGGAGAGAAACAGGGGAUGAGACUGCUGUGUGGCAGGCACUGACUUUGCUGGAAGAAGGAUUGACCCAUAGCCCUUCCAACGCUCAGUUCAAAUUGCUGCUUGUUCGAAUCUACUGUAUGCUGGGUGCAUUUGAACCAGUGGUGGAUCUUUACUCCAGCCUCGAUGCUAAGCACAUCCAGCACGACACCAUUGGACUAUUUCUGUUAUCCUUUGGGUGUCCAGUUACUGUGAGAGUGUCUUGCGACCAUACAAAUUAAAUUUACAGAAAAAGAAAAAGAAGAAAAAAGAAACCAGCAUCAUCAUGCCGCCUGUCUUCACCAGCUUCCAAGACUAUGUUACUGGACUUCAGACUUUAAUUUCCAAUGUUGUAGAUCACAUUAAAGGGCUCGAAGCACAUCUAAUUGCACUUAAACUUGAAGAACUAAUUUUAGAAGACACUUCUUUUUCUCUGGAAGAGAGAAAAUUUUCAAAGACUGUGCAAGGGAAGGUGCAGAGCAGUUACCUGCACUCACUUCUGGAAAUGGGGGAGCUUCUGAAGAAAAGACUCGAGACCACAAAGAAACUAAAAAUUUAAGGAAGUGUGACUCACAGGCACUGAUGACUCUCCAGCAGAAAGUGACGACACCAUCUUCCCAGGCAAAAGCAACAUCUGGUGACCAUCAUUUUAUUCCAGAACUUCCUCAUAAAAUGCAUGAAGGACUUUGAUUGUGAAUUAAUUUUUGAGGUAUUAAAUAUAUACAGCUGAUUAAAUUAUUGUACAUGAAGCAGAAGCAGGACCCUCACUGGGUUUGACCACGUUUUAUGCAUGUUCCUAUGCAUACGGCAGCAACACAAGAGCCCCACUCGUCUUUCCGCUGUCACCAGAAACGUCAGGGGGUGGGAGGGUUCUAUAAAAGCAGCAGUAGAUAUUAAACAUAAAGAAGCGUGGACCUUGGAGCAGCCGAAUUGCCCUCUCUUCCCAGUAGCAGAAGUUGCGGUCUGUUCCAUGAGCCAAAGGAGGCAGAAAGCAGAAGUGGAGGACGUGACUGGGAACGGAGCCCUUUUACAGCUGUGUGGCUCCCACAGAACCAAGGCAGGUCCACAGAGGGCCUCGAAUGAGAUUUGGAAUAAGCACUUGCCACUGAAAGGCAGCACGCAAGAAGACCACAGGUGCUCCAAAGUUUUUGGCUUAAUAGUUAGCCAAGAAUCCCCACUGUAUCUCUUGUGAGAACUAAGUUUCAGGGAGGCAAGCAAGGCUCCAAUAAUUUACAGCUGUUUCCAGGGGAGAGCGGUGCAGACCAUUUAGUAAGGCUACUGAGGCCAUCUUAGGAAAGACGGGAGUCUCCUGUAAAGACAGGUGCACGUAAUUGAUGCUGGCAAGUCUGAUGGUGUUCCAUUGGUUGUGAGUCAUAUACUGCAGUUGAUUAGAAGUCAUAUAUAUAUAUAUAUAUGCUUGGGAAUUAAGAUUUACUAUUUUAGUGCUUUUAAAUGGGGGAUUCAGAAAGGAAGGAACUGUAUAUUACAGAUUUCACUUGGGUUUUAAGCUUUAGGCUGGCAAACCCAAUGUUAUCCAAUGGAUUUGAUGUUUAGUGUACUUUCUUUAAACUUGAGAAUUACACCAGGAUGGUAUUUGCUUUUUUCAUUCAGAGGUCCAGUUCCCAAGAUUGUAGCUUUCAGAAGUUGGUCUGAUAGAAAACAUAAAAAUUGCCCUUGACAACAUGACACAAUUUUCAGUUUCUUUGAUAACCUUUUUUGGUGUUUGAAUCCCUGCUUCUGUUUUUGAUCUUUGUUAACCUAAAUAUAGUUAAGAGUUGGUAAUUCUAUAAGAGCAAAGAAAUGAAUUUGAUGAAAUUCAAGCAUCUGAUGGAUGAUUGGUCUUAAAAGAUGUCAAAGGUCCUUACCUAUGCACUACUCCAGUGAGAUGUGAUACUUUAAGAGCAAACAAAAGACAGCUGGGAAAAUCUCUACGUAAAGAAUUUGCAUUUUGUCCCUCAUCUUGACUUUCUUAGAUUAACAGUUUGAUAUGGUAAUUAAUAACUGUUUAAACAUCUACGUAUAUUUUUAGAAGUUACUAUACUGCCUGUUAAAUAAGACUUCUUGGAAAGCCUAGACCAUCAAAUAAUUUUAAAAUAUUAUUUUUGAUAUAAAUUAGUAGCCAUAGUGUUACAUACACCAUCCCAAAAGGAAGAACUGUCUUGAACAAGAUGAACUGUAAAUUCUGAAUUUCCUUUAACAACAUCCAGUUAGUUCAUAAAACUGGCCUGUGUAUGCAGGGGUGGGGGUUGUGUAUUUGGCAUGUGUUCCUGGAAUGCUUCUAUGAAUAUCCAGAAAAGUACUGUACAUAGAAAUCGAAAUGCUCUUUGAAACAAGUCUGUCAGCUGACCAUGAUCAAUCUAGCAUAUGAUCAGUGGGCUGGCCUUGGUCCUCAGGGACAGUGCGUGACACGUGGUCUACUCUACCAGUCUUCUGCCCAGAGGUCUCUGGGACCUCUGCUGGUUUUACUGACACAGGUUACAGUGGAGUUAUGCUUCCUUUGUUACUUGCUAAUUUUCCUACUAAAUGUAGCCUCUCAGAUCCAGUUCUCAAAGUUUGAGAUAAUUGUAAAAAUGAAAUUAUGCAGAAAUGGCCAAUAUCUUUUAUUAAUCUGUUCUUUUGGAAACUGUCAUGCACUAUAAAUUGUGUACAGUUAAAAUAUAUAUAUAUAUAUAUAUAUAUAUUCUUACAUGAGUAAAAAGCACCCUCUCCCAGCAAUCGUAUGUCAUUGGAAUUUGAAGAGAAUUCCCAAAUAACCUGUUGCUGCUGCUGCUGUUUUUGGUUUGUAUGGGUUUUUUGUUUUGUUCUGUUUUCGUGUGGUAAAUUGAUAUUUAAAAAAGAAAAAAGAAGAAAAAACACGACUACUGUUUACAGACUGAAAAAUUAUUGCUUUUUAUACUACUGAGAACCUAAGUUAAGACUCCAAAGCAAGCAUUUGGUUUAAAUCAUUUAUCUGAUGCAGAUAAAAGGCAGAGAAAUUUUUAGUGUUCUCCACAUAAUGGAAAAUGUACAAAUGCCUAGUUGUGUUGCCCAUCAAUUUUGUAUAUUUUCAUAAUUUUAAUUGUUCAAAAUUGCAUUAUAUUUUGCAGUCACUAUGUUCAAUCUGAAUUUGUCUUUCAUUUUAACUUUUAAUAUAAAAAGAGGGUUUCAACAUACCUACAGGCUUGUAAGUGAAACUCUUCCUACUCAUUUGAUGUGAUUUAUUAAUAUGGGAAGUCUGUAUUCUUCCUUUAGAAUUAAGUGAAUCAUAGCAAAUCUACUUUAAACUGGAUGGGUUAAUUUAUAUAAACAUUUUCAUUUGAAGUUG